Penicillium mononematosum is the source of this 2358-nucleotide messenger RNA. RefSeq lists its product as uncharacterized. The record is from RefSeq and is a predicted model, not a curated record. Gene Ontology annotation, biological process: tricarboxylic acid cycle. Lineage: Eukaryota; Fungi; Ascomycota; Eurotiomycetes; Eurotiales; Aspergillaceae. Gene Ontology annotation, molecular function: 4 iron, 4 sulfur cluster binding; aconitate hydratase activity. Gene Ontology annotation, cellular component: cytosol; mitochondrion. The coding region runs from base 1 to 2358 and encodes 785 amino acids. The transcript is spliced from 2 exons.
AUGAUGCGAAACUCCCGGGUCGCGCAAGCAUCUAGAUCGCGAAUUCUCAAUUCGACCUCGAGGCGAUUCAACCAUGGCCAUGAAAUCCUUGGUGUCAAUUACCACAAGCAAAUCGCAAAUCUUGAGGUUUUGAAACAGCAGUCUCAGCGACCGUUGACUUUGACCGAGAAACUCCUCUAUAGUCAUAUCGUCACCGGUGACAAGGAGUGGAACCUACAGAAGAUUGAGCGCGGGAAAACAAUUUUGGGUCUACAACCUGACAGAGUUGCCUGCCAUGAUGCUACCGCGACAAUGGCUCUCUUGCAAUUUAUCAGUGCAGGUCUCCCUCGAGUCAUGAUCCCGACGACAGUGCACAGUGACCAUUUGAUCAUUUCGGAAAAGGGUGCCGCUGAAGACCUGCAGCGUGCCACAUCUGAGCAUGCGGAGGUGUAUGACUUCUUGAGUAGUGCUUGUAAGAAAUAUGGUAUCGGGUUUUGGAAACCUGGGUCCGGAAUCAUUCACACUGUGAUCUUUGAAAACUAUGCAGUCCCUGGCGGUCUGAUCAUUGGAACUGAUUCUCAUACCCCAAACGCGGGUGGCCUAGGCAUGCUUGGUAUUGGAGUUGGCGGCUCCGACGCCGUGGACGCCAUGUCUGGGAUGCCAUGGGAGUUGGUUGCUCCAAAGGUGAUUGGUGUUCGCCUGACGGGCCAGCUCAGUGGUUGGGCAUCAGGGAAAGACAUCAUUUGCAAACUGGCUGGUAUUCUCUCUGUAUCUGGUGGCAAGGGCUCGGUGAUAGAGUUCUUUGGCCCUGGUACCGAGACCUUGGGUGCAACUGCCAUGGCUACUAUUUGCAAUAUGUCUGCCGAAGUUGGCUCAACAUCGUGUGUUUUCCCAUAUUCGGAAGCCAUGCGACGUUAUCUUGAUGCAACGAACCGCGAGUAUGUGUCGGAGGCAGCUCUCAAGGUGAAGAAGACCAUAUUGACAGCCGACGAGGGCUCGGAUAACUAUUAUAACCAAGUUAUUGAGAUAGAUCUCGAUACACUUGAACCGCACAUCAACGGACCGUUCACGCCAGACCUGGCGCACCCCAUCUCACGACUGAAGGCUGCCGUCACCGAGAAAGACUGGCCAACAGCCCUGAGCCAUGCCAUGGUGGGAAGCUGCACCAACAGCUCCUAUGAAGAUCUUGACAAGACCAGGCAGGUAGUUGCUCAGGCGAAAAGUGCAGGAAUGGAAAGGUUCAAGGUCCCCUUCCUCUUGACACCUGGAAGUGAACAGAUUCGCGCGACUGCUGAGGCAGACGGGAUCCUAUAUGAACUGCGGGAGGCCGGAGCUGUGGUGUUAAGCAGUUCAUGUGGUCCCUGUGUUGGAUCGUGGGACCGCAAAGAUGUAGAUGUAAAAGGGAAAGAGAAGAACUCAGUUGUCUCAAGCUUCAACCGCAACUUCAUUGGCCGCCAUGAUAGCAAUCCUGCCACUCAUUCCUUUGUCACUUCCCCAGAGAUGGUGACCGCCUUCGCUUAUUCUGGACGCCUGGACUUCAACCCUUUAAUUGACAGCAUCGCUGUUGGUGAUUCAUCUUUCCAGUUCACACCCCCCACAGAUUGCGAACUCCCUCCGCAUUUCGAGACCGGGGAGGAUACCUUCCAAGCGCCACCUUCCGACGCGUCCGGUUUAUCUAUUGCAUUGGACCCCAAAUCAGAUCGCUUGCAGCUCCUGACACCCUUCCAAGCAUGGCAGCCACAGUGCGCCAAUGGGAUGGAGCUAUUGAUCAAGGUAGCUGGCAAAUGUACCACCGACCACAUCUCCCCUGCCGGUCCAUGGUACAAGUAUCGAGGCCACCUCGAGAACAUCAGCAACAACAUGCUCACUACCGCAACGAAUGCAUUCCUACCCGACACACCUCAAACCUUGGGCCACACGAGGAAUCCACUGACUGGUCAAGUUCAAGUAGUCCCGGAGGUGGCACGAGAACUGCAGCGUCUUGGUAUUCGCUGGUGCAUUAUCGGUGACCAUAACUAUGGGGAAGGUAGCUCGCGCGAACAUGCCGCUCUAGAACCACGAUUCUUGGGUGGUGUCGCGAUUAUUGCCCGGUCUUUUGCUCGCAUUCAUGAGACAAAUCUGAAGAAGCAGGGCAUGUUGCCUUUGACUUUUGAUAACCCUACUGAUUACAAUCUGGUUGCGGAAGGUGAUCGCAUCACACUGCUUGGAGUUGAGGAGGGAGAGUUCCAGCCUGGAAAACAGGUUGUUAUGAGAGUUCAACCUCGCCAUGGUCAGGCUUGGGAGGCUCAGUUGAACCACAGUUAUCACCCAGGGCAGAUUUCUUGGCUCCGUGCUGGAAGUGCGUUGAAUCACAUCAGGGCCACUAUGCUCCAGAAAUGA